Molecule: messenger RNA, 2752 nt
Organism: Brassicogethes aeneus
Lineage: Eukaryota; Metazoa; Arthropoda; Insecta; Coleoptera; Nitidulidae
Source: the annotation of a GenBank genome assembly
UCUAACCUGUAAAUAAAAAUAUAAAUAUUUGUUAUUAUGAUUUUAAGUAUUUAUUAAAUCAAAACACGUACAAAAUGAUGUCUAUAGGACAUGCCUUGCAGCAAGAAUUAUUCUUACCUGGCGAGGAACGGUUAAUAACUUGCUGCCAUGUUAGCAAAUAUUUAAAGAAGAAGAAAACAUCAUUUUUGUGUAUAGUUAGCUCUACUUCUGUUCCAAUUAACAUUUCUAUCGUUCAGGUAAAACAAACUGAUAAACAAGGGUUUAAAAAGAAAAGAAUCUGGGCCUUGGCUGAACUUAAAUCAGUUGAUGGGCACCACAUAUCAAACAAUACACUAGAGUUUGAUUUAACAUUUGAUAAGGUUUAUCGAUGGGUUGCUUCAAAUGUUAGGGAGAGGCAAGCUUUUAUCCACAACUUAUGGAAGCAAACGUCAAAGUUUAUAAUGAAAGAUAAACCUACUUUUAAGGGUAUACAGGAAUCAUGGAUUAAGGAAGAUGUAAUGACACCUGAAAAUACUUUUGAGACAUCCCCUUUGCUUACAAUGGACAACGAAUUGGCUGAAGAUUUUCAAGCUAUCACAGAAAAAGAACAAGAGGAUUUAUCAAGAUUGAUGUCAAGCUGUAAUUUUGCUGUAACCAAUGCAGAGGCUUUUAUGGAAAAAUUAGCGAAAGAUUUAUCUUUACUGGAUGGUGAAAAUAUACAGUCUAUACUAGCUUCAGAAGAACAAAUAGAAUCUUUAAUGGAGCAACUUGAAGAUGCCAUAAAUGAAGCUGAUAAUCUAGAAUCAAGAUUAAAUUCUUAUGAUGAGAUUUUGUGUCAUGUUAGAGAAACAAUGGAAAAAAUGGAGAAAAAGAACCAACUGAUUUCUGUUGUCAAUAAAAAUGAUCAGUUGCUUUUAAAUGAACUUGAAAGUAUAGUUACCAAAUUAAAUUUAGACAGAAAACACAUAGAAGUACUUGAGGAUACUGAUUUCCAAACGCCAGCAGGAAUUAAAAUAGCAAUAGAAGCAGGAAAUGCCUUAAAAGUUGCCAUGAACUGUGAUAUAGACAAAGCUCUAUUGCAAAUGAAAGCAAUUGAAGACCAGAGAAAAAAAUUCGACAAAUACAAGCACAAAUUUUCCUACAAUAUAAGCAGACAGCUCAAUAAUUUAUUUAUACAUUAUGGUAACCACAAGGGUGAGGGUGAAAAAGAAGGUUUAAUUUUGCCACAGCAUAGUGGAGUGCACAAAGAAUUAAAAGCUUACACUGAACUAAUGCACUGGAUGAGGGUGAUGGAUAAGAAGUCUUAUGAGCAAAUGAAGAAAGUCUACACAGAAUCUUUAGGGAAACUCUAUAAUAGGGACUUAAAGAACUUAUUUGACUCAGCAAGGGAAAAAAUACCGGUAGUAGGCGUGGCGACCACGCCCACCACUCUUAUCGGAUUGGAUAGGGACCAAUGGACCCUAGAUACAAACUCUCAGGAUCGCAAUAAAUAUGACAGCGUUUUAGAACAAGUUCUAACACAGUUGGAACCAGUUUUUAUGCAGGAGCAGCAGUUCUGCGUCAACUUUUUUCAAUUGGAUGUUAUUAAUACAAGUUCCAAGAACACCCUUACCACCUUGGAUGGCCAGGAUGCUAAUGUGGAAAUUGUGUCUCAGAAAAAAGCUGAAAAGCAAAUUAAUGAAGAUGUCAGAAACAUGAUGAGCAGCUUAUUUUCUUGCCUUAAAACUGAACUGGAUGGUUUAAUAGAUCACAUUAAAAAACAGGACAGCUUUUAUUGCAUGUAUGUUUUGGUGCGUCUAAAUCAACAUGUUAUGUCAGCUCAGAGCUCCUUUUUAAGUAACACUUUUGGAUCGGAAUUAAUUGAGGUUAAAAGAUCCUUGGAUCAGUUCAUGCAAAUGCAAAUAGAUUCAAUUAAAGAUUACCGUUGCGCGCGGAAAUCAAAAAUUGGAGUUCUACCUUACGUUUUUAAUUUUGAAGAGUUUGCUGUAAAUGCGGAAGGUUUAUUAAAAAGCGAAAGAGGGGCAGAUUUAGAGAAAUGGUAUAUUAGGCUGGUAGAUACCAUGAUAGAAUUUAUUUCUAUUCAUUCAAUUGAUCAGAAAACUCCAUCUCAGGUCAUUAAAAUGGAGAAUUAUCAUCAUUUGUAUUCUCUUCUAUCUCAAUUAAAAAUAUCUGUUCUUGAUACUCAAAGAAAAGAAGCAAAGCAGAAAUAUAAUGAUGCCUUACAGGCUUAUGUAACAUUAUAUUUUGGAAGACCCCUGGAAAAACUUAAUACAUUUUUUGAAGGUGUUCAAGCUAGAGUAGCAAGUGGUGUAAAAGCAUCUGAAGUCAGUUAUCAGCUAGCUUUUAGUAAACAAGAAUUAAGAAAAGUUAUAAACCAAUAUCCUGGCAGUAUUGUGAAAAAAGGUUUAGAAGCCCUCUACAAAAAAGUUGAAAAGCAUCUUUCAGAAGAAGGCAACUUGCUGCAAGUGGUCUGGAGAGCAAUGCAAGAAGAAUUUAUAAGACAAUACAAAAUGUUAGAGGACUUAAUCCAGCAAUGUUAUCCUGGAUCCAUGGUAACAUUAGAAUUUACAAUUGAUGAUAUUUUACAUUUCUUUUCGGAUAUAGCGCGCUCGCAUUAAGUUUUAAUAAUUUGGUAGUGUAAGGCUUAAAAGUAUUGUGCCUGUACUAAUAUAUUGAUUUUUUCAGCUAUUGAGCUUUACAUUACUUGUUUAAAAAGGUUAUUUGUUGAGAAACGUUAUUUAAACAAAAUAUAUUUAUUUUAGUAAGUAAAUAA